CACGCGUGUGCGUGUGUGCAAACGCGCGUGUGCGUGUGCUCCCAGCUCCCUGGGCUGGCUGGCAGGAGGGACCCCCCUUCUCCAUCCCCCCGGAUCCGGAUCCGGCCCCAUUCCCCCCCUCCACUCCCCGCUUAUUUUUCCUGUUGUUUCGCGGGGUUGGGGCGGGGGCCGGGCGGGAUCCGGCCCCUUUGCCAACGGAGAUUUUGGGGGGGAUUAUUCGCCGUUUUCUGCCUGGUGGGAUUUUUUGCUGCAACCGAAAGAAGACGGGCACAAGGCAUGGCAUGAGCUUCGGGAGACAGGGCUGGAGAGAGAUCUGUGGAAGAUGUCGAACCCGAGAAACGGCGACACCAAGCCCCCAUGUUUGCCCCGCAAUGGACUGGUGAAGAUCCCCACGCAACCCAACGGCCUCGGCUCCGCCAGCAUCACCAAAGGCACCCCCGCCGUGAAAAACCGCCUGUGCCAGCCUUCCUCCGUGCCUGCCAUCCUCAGCCCGGCCUUAGCCCACCGCAGCGACCUGCCCAUCCCCAGCCUGGCCUCCCCGCUCUCCUUGGCCACUCUGGCCAGCGUCUCCUCCCCUCCCGGCGCUUCCUUGGUGGGACUGAACGCGAGCGAAGGCUCGGAGCAGCCCUCUCCAGAGCGGCUGCCGGGCUCGCCUUCGGAAAGGCAGCUGGCGGUGGACGAGAAGAUCCUCAACCGCUUGUUCUGGUACUUUUCGGCGUGCGAGAAGUGCGUGCUGGCGCAGGUGUGCAAGGCAUGGCGGCGGGUGCUCUACCAGCCCAAGUUCUGGGUGGGCUUGACGCCCGUCCUGCACACCAAAGAGCUCUACAACAUCCUGCCCGGUGGAGAGAAGGAGUUCGUCAGCCUGCAGGGCUUCGCUGUCCGCGGCUUCGACGGCUUCUGCCUCGUGGGCGUCUCCGACCUGGACAUUUGUGAGUUCAUUGACAACUACCCCCUCUCCAAGAAGGGGGUCAAGUCCAUGAGCCUUAAGAGGUCAACCAUCACAGAUGCGGGGUUGGAGGUGAUGCUGGAGCAGAUGCAGGGCGUGGUGCGGCUGGAGCUGUCGGGCUGCAACGACUUCACGGAGGCCGGGCUGUGGUCCAGCCUCAACGCCCGCAUCACGGCGCUGAGCGUCAGCGACUGCAUCAACGUGGCCGACGACGCCAUCGCCGCCAUCUCACAGCUCCUGCCCAACCUCACCGAGCUCAACCUGCAAGCCUACCACGUGACGGACACGGCGCUCGCCUACUUCACCGCCAAGCAGGGCUACACCACCCACACCCUGCGCCUCAACUCCUGCUGGGAGAUCACCAACCACGGCGUGGUCAACAUGGUCCACAGCCUGCCCAACCUGAGCGUCCUCAGCCUCUCGGGCUGCUCCAAGGUGACGGAUGAUGGCGUGGAGCUGGUGGCCGAGAACCUGCGGAAGCUGCGCAGCCUUGACCUGUCCUGGUGCCCUCGCAUCACCGACAUGGCCCUGGAGUACAUCGCCUGUGACCUGCACAAGCUGGAGGAGCUGGUGCUCGACAGGUGCGUGCGGAUCACUGACACCGGCCUCAGCUACCUGUCCACCAUGUCAUCCCUGCGGAGCCUCUACCUGCGCUGGUGCUGCCAGGUGCAGGAUUUUGGCCUGAAGCACCUCCUGGGCAUGGGCAGCCUGCGCCUCCUCUCCCUGGCCGGCUGCCCCUUGCUGACCACCACGGGGCUUUCGGGGCUAGUGCAGCUGCAGGAGCUGGAGGAGCUGGAACUCACCAACUGCCCCGGGGCCACCCCGGAGCUCUUCAAGUACUUCUCCCAGCACCUCCCGUGCUGCAUGGUGAUCGAGUAGCGCCGGACCCGGCCGCCCGCUCCCGCGCCCACCCCGGCCGCCAUCGCCCACCCCAUCUCCCUCCGGCUGCUGGGGGAUUCGAGAGACGCCCCCGAUUCCAACCGAGCCCGGACAUCCCCCGCAUCGACGCCCCCGAGGGACGCGGGGCUCCGGGGGGAGAUGGGGGAAGGCGUCGCCCCCGGCCGGAGCCCCCCCGGCUACCAUGUAAAUUCCCUCCCCCCCCGCCGCCGCCAUCGCCCGUGCUCCUCCCGGUGUCCUGCCAAUCCCUUCCGGACAGACGAACGGACAUCAUGGAAGCCCAAAUUGGGAAGGCGACGCUGUGUGCCCCCCCCUCCCCCCCGGCCGCAUCCUGCUUCCCCCGCCCCGGGGCCGAGCGGGCGCACGGCCCCGCCACCAAGGAUGCUCCUGGGGACCAAAGGAUGCUCCCAGGGAUGGGCGAGAGGAGGAUGCUUAUAUUUGGGUGGCGGCGGAGGCUGGAUGGGUCCCCUCAGGCCCCCGCAGGGGGUCACCGAGCUCAACCCCCCCCCCCGCCCCGUGCUGCGUGUCCCCUCCAGCCCCCCCAGCCCUGCCUUUGGGGCACUUUCUCCCGGUGAAUAGGAUGUCCCUCUCCGCCCGCCCGCCGCCCUCGCAUGCUCGCUUGCUUCAGUCUCGUGCUACGGCAGGUUUCGGGGUACCCGGGGGCACGGUGACAAGUGACAGCCCCCACUGAGCCCCUCCACGCGGCUUCGCCCCGGCCGGAUCCUGCCCCGGCAGCCGGGCUCUCCUGGCGAGCACCCCCCCCGCCGUCGCCCUGGGGACCCCACUGCACCCCGUGGGGCCGUGGGGGCGAUGCCAACGCCGAGGAGCGACCCAUCCGUCUGGGAUGGGACAUCCCGGGGGACCAGGGCCACGUCUGAGCCACCACGGUGACACCGGCAGCACAGAGAGACGACAGGAGGUGGCACCUAGGACACACUGCCACCGCCACCGCUCUUCCAGCUGAAAAGCCAUCGCCCCGAUGCCAGCGGCAAGCGGGGACCGGGGGGACCCCUGGGCUGAGCCGAGAUGGGACCGAGCCGGCUCGGGGCUGGGGUGCCCACGGGGACCCAGCGCGGGAGGGGCUCGGUGGCCGCCCCCGGGGCAUUGCCCGCCGCCACACCAGCCCUGGGAGGAGUGUGGGCAUGGAUAUGGCCAUGGACAUGGGCACGGACACGGGAUGGGCACGGACACGGACACGGACACGCUUUCGGUUUGUUUUGCCUUUGUACCGGCCGGGAAGGAACUGCUGCACCAAC
Corvus hawaiiensis (hawaiian crow) is the source of this 3099-nucleotide messenger RNA. RefSeq names its product F-box and leucine rich repeat protein 16 (gene FBXL16). Gene Ontology annotation, biological process: SCF-dependent proteasomal ubiquitin-dependent protein catabolic process. Gene Ontology annotation, cellular component: SCF ubiquitin ligase complex. Gene Ontology annotation, molecular function: protein binding. NCBI's taxonomy places the organism in Eukaryota, Metazoa, Chordata, Aves, Passeriformes, Corvidae. The transcript is spliced from 6 exons. The coding region runs from base 323 to 1825 and encodes 500 amino acids. The record is from RefSeq and is a predicted model, not a curated record.